UACGCACGCGCCUGUGCCAAGUUUUAGCCACAUUACGCACAUAGAAAUCGCGUAUUUGAAGCUCCAAAAAAGCGACGCGUCAGCGUGAUAUUCUCAACUUUACGGAGAACUGCGUUUCGGCGGAUUUUCCUCGAUACAACUUACGGCCGCGUAGCGCCAACGAGAAACGCUCCCGCACGGCGUCUGACGGUCUGCUCCGUGACAAACUAAUUGCUUUUGUGCGAGUCCGUAAAUGUGUGCCAUGUGUGAUGUCCUGUUUGUCGGAGGGUGUGAGGCUCGUUCGUCCACCCAGGCGGAUGCUUCUUCCUCUGAGCGCGUCAACUUCAGCCGAGAGGGACGCGCCGCCGCAGCGUCUCCUCCGUCUCCUCUUUUGACAGCGCCCUUUAAACCCCCCAGCCCUCCAUUUAAAACCACAUUGUUGUCGAGUUAGAAAUGAACCAGAGUUGCGCGUUUGGCUUUUGUUUGCUGCUUUACGAGCAUAGCUCAAAGUUGGAGGCGCCGGAAGCCGCGUUGUUGGACGUCUGUUUGGUGGACAAAUCCCCUGUAAUAGUUGGCUGGAAGCAUCUAGGUGGAGGACGAUGAAAGAAUGACCUGCGGGCUUUAUUUUGUUGCCUAGGUGGCUUUCACAUUCAGGAAGUCAUGUCCAGAUCGGGCGAUAGAACAUCCACCUUUGACCCAACGCACAGUGACACCCUGCUGCACGGGCUCAACCUGCUAUGGAGAAAGCAGCUCUUCUGUGAUGUGACUCUCACCGCACAGGGACAGCAGUUCCACUGUCACAAAGCGGUAUUGGCAUCCUGCUCGCAGUACUUCAGAUCUCUCUUCUCCUCCCACAAUGUCAUUAACAAUGAAGGAAGUAAGGGGGACCAGGGCAGCAGUGGGACCCCCUCGUCCUCUCCUGAUGACAAGCUGCUGACCCCCAGUGCCAGGCCCAUCAAUAACCUGGUGCUCCAGGGCUGCUCUUCUAUUGGAUUACGAUUAGUGUUGGAGUACCUGUACACUGCCAAUGUUACUCUUUCCUUGGACACUGUGGAAGAAGUGCUGUCGGUCAGCAAGAUCCUCAACAUCCCCCAGAUUACUAAACUCUGCGUGCAGUUCCUCAAUGACCAGAUCUCUGUGCAGAACUACAAACAGAUCUGCAAGAUUGCUGCGCUGCAUGGACUGGACGAGACCAAGAAGCUGGCUAACAAGUACCUGGUGGAGGACGUGCUGCUGCUGAACUUUGAAGAGAUGUGCGCCAUGCUAGAUGCUCUGCCGCCUCCUGUGGAGUCAGAGCUGGCUCUCUUCCAGAUGUCAGUGCUCUGGCUGGAGCAUGACCGGGAGACCCGCAUGCACUAUGCUCCAGACCUCAUGAAGAGACUGCGUUUCGCCCUCAUACCUGCCCCAGAGCUGGUGGAGCGGGUUCAGUCUGUUGAUUUUAUGAGGAGCGACCCCGUUUGCCAGAAGCUGCUCCUGGAUGCCAUGAACUACCACCUGAUGCCCUUCAGACAGCACUGCAGGCAGACUAUGGCCAGCAGAAUCCGUUCCAAUAAGAGGAUGCUGCUACUGGUGGGUGGUUUGCCUCCUGGACCCGAUCGUCUCCCAAGCAAUUUAGUCCAGUAUUAUGACGACGACAAAAAGACAUGGAAGAUCCUCACAAUAAUGCCUUACAACAGCGCCCAUCACUGUGUGGUGGAGGUGGAGAACUUCCUGCUGCUGAUGGGCGGGGAGGACCAGUGGAACCCCAACGGAAAACACAGCACUAAUUUUGUCAGCCGCUAUGACCCCAGAUUCAAUAGUUGGAUUCAGUUGCCCCCCAUGCAGGAAAGGAGAGCCAGCUUCUUCGCCUGCCGCCUGGAUAAGCACCUGUACGUGAUUGGCGGCCGGAAUGAGACAGGCUACCUCUCCAGUGUUGAGUCCUACAACCUGGAGACGAAUGAAUGGAACUAUGUGUCAUCUCUGCCGCAGCCUCUGGCUGCCCAUGCAGGAGCAGUGCACAAUGGGAAGAUUUAUAUAUCAGGAGGAGUGCACAAUGGCGAGUAUGUGUCCUGGCUGUACUGCUAUGACCCAGUAAUGGAUGUGUGGGCUAGAAAACAAGACAUGAACACGAAGCGUGCCAUUCAUGUCCUGGCUGGGAUGAACGACCGUCUUUAUGCCAUCGGUGGAAACCAUUUGAAAGGUUUUUCCCAUCUGGACGUGAUGCUUGUUGAGUGUUACGACCCAAAAGCAGACCAGUGGAACAUCCUUCAGACGCCCAUCCUGGAAGGUCGCAGCGGUCCGGGCUGCGCUGUUCUGGAUGACAGCAUUUACAUCGUUGGAGGCUACAGCUGGAGCAUGGGAGCCUAUAAGUCUUCAACCAUCUGCUACAGCCCAGAGAAGGGAACGUGGACAGAGUUGGAGGGGGAAGUGGCCGAGCCUUUGGCGGGCCCGGCCUGCUCCACCGUCAUCCUGCCCGCCUGCCUCCCUUUUAACAAAUGACAACUAAUCCACCGGAUGGGCGGCGAGGGUGAGGAGCAGGAGGGCGAUUGGGUGGAAGAGCAUCCUUGAAGAAACAAAAACAGACAACACUGGUGACAAACUCUCCAUUCGCUGAACGGAGGACUGUAUAAAUUAUUUUUUUACAGGUUUGACCAGAGCACUUUCGUUUUUCUGUACAGAAGGAUUCAGAAAAAAAAAUGUGAGCCCUGCGUCAAACUCAUCUGUGUUCUGAGAAAUGGUCGCUCCCACUUUUUGCUUUUAUUUAAAUGGCUAGUGAGUGUUUUUGACUUCUCUUCUGUAGCACGCAUAGUGUUGAGCUGAUAGCCUUCAGAUCCAUGUUAUCUUGUAUUUAGUAGCAGCAGAGUUCCAGUGAAAUAAGGUGGUGUUUCAUUGACCCAUGUCGGCACACCGAGUUUUACAAGGGUUGGGUUUCUUACAUUAACUGUGAUGAUAUAUGUGUAUAAAUAUUCAUCAGUUUUGUUAAUAAUUUUUGCCUGGGUUGUUCAUUUAUACAACAGCUGUCUUUUUCUGAGAAAAAAAGUAAAAAAACAAAAUAAAAUAAAAACUCACACUGUGUUUGGGCUUAAAAAAAUAUGUCCAUAAAACUUUAACCAAACUGCUGACAAGCUAUGAAGAAAAAUGUACUGUAAAUAUACCUGGGAGCCCUUAUAAAUGGUUGCAACUGACUGUAAAAAUGAUAAAAAUACACAGCAACACCCCCCCCACCUCCUUCAAUCCCAGUUUAAUCAUUUUUUUAAAUAAAUUAUCACCUAUUAAAACAGGACUCUUGCCAAACGUUUGUUGCAGCUUUUCUUUGUGCCACAGGCAGGGAUAACUAAAGAAUUGAUUACCUGUAUAGAAAAACUGUUAUAAAAUGACGGUACAAUCAAAUUGUAAUUGCUGGCAGUUUCUUUCUGGUUUGUAUGUUGGGGUGAAAGUGACGAUCUGAAAGGAAGAACGUUUUCUUCCUUUCUCAGUUCAGAUGAACGGGCCUGUUUAUGAAGGAGGGGGAGUCUUUUGUGUAUUAUAAAAUCCAACUUGCAAAGAUGAGUGAUGCACUAUUUGUGAACUUUUUAUUCAAAGUUCACUGAAAUGUACAAUUAAUUUAUGUGCUGUGUUUUACAGAUGUGCAAAUAAAUCCAGUUUUGUCUACAUUAUUUAGGUUCAAUAUCUUGACUCAGAAUAUUGUCACAGUUCCUGUUGAAUCCUGUUGGUUUUUUUUUGCCCUCUUGUACAUAAUCGCCUGCAGUGAAACAUUUUUGUGCACUCAAGUUUGGAUUUAUUCUCAAAUCCUGUUAUGUCCUUUGCAUUUUAGAAAAAAUACAAUAAAAGAUCUCUUGAUGAUUAAAAUAAAAAGCCUUUGUCUGAUUUUAAUGAACCAAAAAGUUCCCUCGCCAUAUUUUAGACCCAAAAUAGCAAAAAGCAAGUUAUGAAGAUCUUAAAAGACCCACUCUGAUCCUCUUUUGAUCUAUUUUCAAAGUGUUCCCAAUGGUCCUUAUGAAUAUGCCAU
Messenger RNA from Oryzias latipes (Japanese medaka), 3967 nucleotides. It is a transcript of the gene klhl14, whose product is annotated as kelch-like family member 14. Lineage: Eukaryota; Metazoa; Chordata; Actinopteri; Beloniformes; Adrianichthyidae. Gene Ontology annotation, molecular function: protein binding. The record is from RefSeq and is a predicted model, not a curated record. Gene Ontology annotation, cellular component: neuron projection; endoplasmic reticulum; neuronal cell body.